Molecule: messenger RNA, 996 nt
Organism: Parnassius apollo (apollo)
Lineage: Eukaryota; Metazoa; Arthropoda; Insecta; Lepidoptera; Papilionidae
Source: the annotation of a GenBank genome assembly
AUGACAAGAAAACAGCGGGUGGCGCCGUCUAGUGCAAGUGCAGUGAGGUGCAGUGGUGUGUGCGAGCGAGCGUGGGUCGGUACGGCCACGGAGAGCGAGGUGCGCGGAGGUGGCGGCGGCCGCUCGGCCAUGACCGGCGACAUGCCUCUGGGGAGCGCGCACGCGUUCGGGCGCGCUCUGCUCCGGGACGGCGCCCUGCCACCGCUGGAGCCCGGCCCGCCCGCGGCCGCGCCGCCCGCCCCGCCGGCCGCCGCCGCCAGCCCCGAGCAAGUCAUGAAGCUCUACAUGAACAAGCUCACGCCUUACGAACACCGCGAGAUAUUCGAUUAUCCACAAGUGUAUUUCAUAGGCGCGAACGCAAAGAAACGGCCCGGCCUCGUCGGCUUUCCGAAUAAUUGCGAAUACGACAACGAACAGGGUUCUUAUAUCCACAUACCGCACGACCACAUAGCUUAUCGGUACGAGGUGCUCAAAGUUAUAGGCAAAGGUAGCUUCGGUCAGGUAGUUAAAGCGUACGAUCAUAAGAAGCGGGAAAAUGUUGCAUUAAAAAUGGUGAGAAAUGAGAAGAGGUUCCACCGACAGGCUCAAGAGGAGAUUCGUAUACUCGAGCACCUCAGGGAGCAAGACAAGGAUAACACGAUGAAUGUUAUUCACAUGUUCGACUCAUUUACAUUCAGAAAUCACACGUGUAUCACGUUUGAAUUGCUCUCAAUAAAUCUGUAUGAGUUGAUUAAGAAGAACAAGUUUCAAGGGUUUUCGCUGCAACUUGUUCGAAAGUUUUCGCACAGCUUGCUUCAAUGCCUGCACGCGCUCAACAAGAAUCGCAUCAUUCACUGUGACAUGAAGCCGGAGAACGUGCUCCUCAAGCAACAGGGACGCUCUGGAAUUAAGGGCAGAACUUCUAAAGAAAUACAAUUACAAUGGGCAAAAUUUACAGAUAUCGCUGAAGCCAGUAAGAUUGCAAAUUUAAAACGCUGUCCUGCUUUACUUGCAUGA